This is a messenger RNA of Brassica napus (rape), 6725 nucleotides long. RefSeq lists its product as uncharacterized. The coding region runs from base 141 to 3680 and encodes 1179 amino acids. The transcript has 18 exons. The record is from RefSeq and is a predicted model, not a curated record. NCBI's taxonomy places the organism in Eukaryota, Viridiplantae, Streptophyta, Magnoliopsida, Brassicales, Brassicaceae.
UAUUGAUGGGGACCAGAUUGCAAAAACACCGUGAUUUCACCAUGGAAAUCAAAAACGAAGGAGCUUGACAGCUCAUCUGAAGAAGGGAAGAAAAAGUCUUCACUUCUCGAGUGGCGGCGAGAUUUGAAUUUGAUUGAUUGAUGUCAACCACUUUUAGCCCCGGAAGCUCCCGGUUGCUGCAGCUCGGUGUUGCCGGCUCCGCCUCCCGCCUCAGAUCUUCUUCCUCCAAGAAGCCGCCUGAGCCGCUGCGCCGCGCCGUGGCGGAUUGCCUCUCGUCCUCCCCUCCUCCGGCUACCUCCCACCAUGGCUCGAUCCCUUCCAUGCCACCGUCCGAAGCUCGUAGAAAUCUCCGGGAUUAUUUAUCAGCCGCUGCCACGACUGAUCUGACCUACAACGUGCUCUUAGAGCAUACAAUUGCAGAGAGAGAUCGCAGUCCAGCUGUGGUGACGAGGUGUGUGGCAUUACUGAAACGGUAUCUCUUAAGAUAUAAACCUAGUGAGGAGACACUACUGCAGGUCGAUAGAUUUUGCGUGAACCUGAUUGCUGAGUGCGAUGCUAGCUUGAAGCAAAAAUUAUUGCCUGUUUUAUCAGCACCAUUGGGUGCUUCUCCUUUACCAGUGUCCAGCUUUGCUUCUGGAGCUUUGGUGAAGUCAUUGCAUUAUGUGCGUUCCCUUGUGGCACUACAUAUCCCCAGGCGUUCCUUUCAACCUGCAGCAUUUGCGGGAGCUACUCUAGCGUCAAGAAAGUUAUUGCCAUCUCUUUCCUCUUUGUUGAGCAAAUCAUUCGACUCCCAGUUAAGUCCUGCUGCCGCAGAGUCUCCACAGAAAAAGGAUGCUGCAGAUCUGUCUGUUUCAAACUUGUCAAAUAUAGAAGAAUUUAAUGCUCUGGAAGACAUUGAAUACAUAUCAUCAGACUUACUGAAUUGGCGUUGGGUUGGGGAGCUUCAGUUAUCAUCAGCUUCUUCCGAAAGUGAACGCCCUGUGAAUCUCCAAGACAUGAACAAUUGUAAUCUUUUGGAAGUUGGUGCUGCCGGCCUACUCGUAGGAGAUAUGGAAGCUAAAAUGAAGGGCCAACACUGGAAAUAUUUUGGUACCACAGAAAUGCCUUACUUAGAACAGCUCCUGCAGCCAGCUUCAGUCACGAUGAUAACAAAUUCAGUCUCAGCUCGCUCUCACUUGAGAGCGAUAACAGCUACCAAACGCACGAGGGCUGGCCCUCAGCAGAUCUGGGAUGAUUCCACAGUGAGCACAUUUCGUCCACGUGCCAGACCACUUUUUCAGUAUCGUCAUUACAGUGAACAACAACCACUGCGCCUAAACCCUGCCGAGGUAGGUGAGGUGAUCGCUGCUGUUUGGUCAGAGGCAUCAUCCACCCCUUCAAAUCCAAUGACCGUAUCACCCCAAUUGAAUAGCAGGACUGGGAAGACGUCGAUGGAUGUGGCUAUGAGCGUCCUGAUAAAGCUUGUUAUUGACAUGUAUGUCUUGGACGCUAGAAUUGCUGCUCCUCUUACUCUGUCCAUGCUCGAGGAAAUGCUUUGCUCCACAAAUACAGCUUGUAGGAUUCGUGUAUUUGAUUUAAUUCUUAAUUUAGGAGUUCAUGCACAAUUGUUGGAGCCAAAGAUAAGUGUUAAUGCUUCAACCAUUGAGGAAGAAUACGCCCAAGAAACAUUUAUCGACAAUGAAAAUAGGCUACUGCUUCAAGGGACAAGAACGAGAGACUUGCCUAAGAUGUCAAGCACUUCUUCAGCUAUUGAGAACUUCGAGUCUUGGAUAUUAAAAAUCUUAUUUGAAAUACUCCUUGUCCUAGUUCAGGUUGAGGAAAAGGAAGAAUCCGUUUGGGCAUCUGCUCUCAGCUGUUUGUUAUAUUUUGUCUGUGAUAGAGGGAAAAUAAGGAGAAAGCAGCUAAGUGGUCUUGACAUAAGGGUUAUUAAAGCUCUUCUGGGAACUAGCAAAAGGAAUUCUUGGUCAGAAGUUGUUCAUUCCAAGCUUAUUUGUAUCAUGACAAAUAUGUUUUAUCGAUCUCCAGAGCUAGAUGGUUCUAUCAAAGCAACGUCAAGUGCCUCAAGUUUUCUUAUAGAACAGGUCGAUCUGAUUGGUGGCGUGGAGUUCAUUCUCUAUAAGUACUCUUUAGCAACCACUAGAGAGGAAAGAAGAAAUCUCUACUCGGUUUUAUUUGACUAUGUUCUGCAUCAAAUUAAUGAGGCAUGCGCAGCUGCUGGUCUUUCUGAGUACACUGAUGAUGAGAUUCAACCAUUGGCUGUUCAGCUUGCUCUUGCUGAUGCACCUGAAGCUUUCUACAUUUCUAUUAAGCUUGGUGUUGAAGGCAUAGGGGAAAUCCUGCGAAGAUCAAUUGCUGCUUCAUUGUCUGGGUUUAGCAAUAGCGAACGUCUAAACCAGCUUUUGGCAAAUAUAACAGAAAAAUUUGACACGAUAGUAGCUUCGUUUACUCACUUGGACAAAGAGUUUCUGCAUCUCAGACAGAUAACCAAGUCGUCCAAGUACAUGGAAACCAUUCAAGAGUUAAGAAAUGAUAUAAGCAUGUCAGUGAAUCUAGCUUGGGCUACUUUGCACUCUCUUCUUCAUUCAGAAAGAGCCACAAAUCGUCAAAAUGGAUAUAUCUGGUUGGGGGAUCUUCUGAUUGCGGAAGUUAGUGAAGAGAGUGGUGGAAGUAUAUGGCUGAGCAUAAAAGACCUGCAGCAAAAGAUUGCCAAUUGUGGUGCCUCCGACUCUCUAAUUACUUCUGAUAUACCUAUUUCCGUACAUCUUCUGUGUGGACUCUUGAAGUCAAAGAACAGUGUUAUCAGAUGGGGUUUUCUGUUCAUACUGGAGAGGCUUCUUAUGCGUUCCAAGUUCUUACUAGAUGAGAAUGAGACACAGCGAUCAACUGUUGGAAGUGCUAGUCAGGAUCAGAAAGACACACGACUAGAGAAAGCAAAUGCUGUUAUAGACAUAAUGAGCAGCGCUUUGUCUUUGAUGGCACAAAUAAAUGAAACUGACCGGCUUAAUAUCUUAAAGAUGUGUGACAUUCUUUUCUCGCAAUUGUGCUUGAAAGUUUUGUCUACUGAUGAGGAAGCAGUCCCCAGUUCUGCUGAGAGGAAUAACAAAUUUGAUACAUCCCAUCGUAACAGCUAUAAAGAGAGUAUGGAUGAUGCUGACACCAGGCCUCGGUACAACAAUGUCUCUGUUUUAACGUGCGAGACAGCGUCAAUGGCAGCAAUGCUUCUUCGUGGACAAGCCAUCGUCCCUAUGCAGCUGGUUGCGCGUGUUCCAGCGGCUUUGUUUUAUUGGCCCUUGAUUCAACUAGCAGGUGCAGCAACUGACAACAUUGCACUUGGUGUCGCAGUUGGAAGCAAAGGAAGAGGGAAUAUCCCAGGGGCAACCUCUGAUAUUCGAGCCACCCUGCUAUUACUUCUGAUCGGUAAAUGCACGGCAGAUACAGUUGCUUUUCAAGAAGUUGGUGGAGAGGAGUUCUUCAGGGAACUCCUGGAUGAUACUGACUCAAGGGUGGCUUAUUACUCUUCAGCAUUUCUCCUAAAGAGGAUGAUGACGGAGGAACCAGAGAAAUACCAAAACAUGCUUCAGAAGCUUGUCUUUAAGGCUCAGCAGAGUAAUAAUGAGAAACUGCUAGAGAAUCCAUACCUGCAGAUGUGUGGUAUACUCCAGCUAUCAAACGAGCUUUAAACUAAGGGCGCUCGCAAGUCUCCAGUUAUACAUGGCUUCUGUAAGUUCCUCGGUUUAAAAUAAAAUCUUAGAGAGUUACUUUAGCACCACCCUGCCGCUAAAAAGAAGAAAAUUGAGUGAAAGUAAAAGACAUUUCAUAGAUACUGGACUCGUCGGUGAAGGAAGCAAGUGGGAAUUGCAAGUGAAAUCAGAUUAUGGCUUCUAUAUGUGGCAGAUAGUUUGGUGAGUUUAUCUGACAUCACUUUGGCUGAGACUGGUUUUGGUUAAGAUCUGAAGAAAGCUGUUUUGGCUGAACAGAGAUCAACUGGAAUGUGAUCAAAUGAUUCAUCUGCCUUCUCCUUUUUCUGCGGGAAUGGCGAACCUACAGAGACACUGAGCUCUGAUAACUGCAGCCAUGUCAUUUUUGGCCUAACAAACUGAAGGUUUUUUUUCUUCUCUUAUCUUCUUGUCUGUAAAAUUAACAAAAUCAUGAACAGAGGCUGCAGCUCCAGAAAUUUUUGUUUUCUUGGAGCUCUGCUUUUGUAUAGCCAGGAACAAAACCAGUUAGGUGAUUGUGUUGUGUAGAGAACUAGAGAUAGAUAGGCUUAUUGGCCGCCUUUUGGGUGUCGAAUGUUUUGCCUUUAAUAUUAUUAUGUGAAAAAUGUGAACCUAAGCAGUGCUUUUUGUAAUUUUUAUGAUUUUUGGCUGCCAUUAUUUCGUUAAGAGAUCUAUAGAAACUAACCAUGUUUAUGCUUUUUUUUUUCCCAAAUUGAAAUUCAUUCAUAAGCGAACCGCAAUUGUUUAAUACAUAAGUUGGCGGAUACAAAAUCUCCAGAGACAAUAGCCCAAAGAACAUGCAGCUAAAACCCACACCGGGGCACUUUUCGAACAUAACCUUAACAAAGCAAGGAAACUAAACCAUUCCUACCAUUCACUAGGACUCAAUAAACUAAAAAUAGUAACACUAGAACAUACGACAAACCAGUGCAAUAGACUUCCCAAGUAGCAAGUAAGAAUGAUCUGGAUAAAUCGAAGCUGCCCUCGGCACGCCAUACAAAACAAUCCACUUGUAGAACCCGAAGACACCGAUGCGCCUUCUCAAACCCGGAUCUAUCGCUGCCGCCUAUGGCCGGCCUAACGAUACCAUCCCCACUCAAAACCAAGAAACAAGGCUUCACAACCCGACAAGACAGAUCGCUUCACGAUCCUCAAAACUUUCGGAUACGUCUUGACCGCACUCUCUGACGUCCCCUUAACACCUAGAUAGAAGCCCACCAUAAACCUUCACACAAACAAGCCUCGACGAUCGAACCCCAAAACAAAUACAAACAUUAACCACCAAACCGAGGAGAGAUCACUGCUACCGCCACAAUAAGAGAAGAAAACUGCAACUGAAACUGUCAAACACUACGCAGAGAGUCUGAGGCAACACUACAGCAAGCAUACCACAAAACUACAAUCUAAAUUACGAUAUCAAGACAUAAGCAAGAGGAUCGAAAAGGUACACCAAAGCCUUGAUACACCAGCACCAACUAGGAAAGCCCUUGUAGCCAUAGACGACAACCCGAGACAAAACCAGAGGCACACACACGAGAAACAAAACCAGACACUUUCACCACGGUCACAUCCGACUUCAACCCUCGCCUCCAAAGUUACAAGAACCCGGAGCACUCCUGAUUACGGUGCGCAAGUACCAGAAUCUCUCCGACCUGAAGAGACCCUAAAUAGCUACCACCAUAACCGAAACAAGCACAAAGCCACAGAUCCGGAGCAGCAGAGCACCACCGAACCAGCCUUGACACGAACCCUCGCUAUCUCCCCACGACGGCAGAGAUCAGGAGGGUUCCAAAAAGGAAAAAAAGAGCCGCUCGAUAAACCCUAAAAUCCGACUCAGAACCGCCCCACCUCGCCCAGCCCUCCACCAAGUGUAGACUCCUCGCGACUGGAGCUUCCACCGGAGACGCGAGCUCCGACCUAGAAGAACGCACAUAUCGGAAGGGGAGAGGAAGAAGCGAUGGAGAGCAAAAAGAGAAAAUCAGGAAAGGAAGAAAGAGCCCGCCGGCCGGAGCACGCGCGCGUACGCGCGGCCGUACGCCGGAGGGAUAGCACAGGCGGUUGGUUUGGAAACGAAAGGGUUGGGGAGUUUUGACCAUGUUUAUGCUUUGUCUGUACAAAAAGCCUUUUAUGAUUUGUCUGUACAAAAAGCCUGAACCUUCAGCUUCAAGCUAUUGAAGAGAUCCCUAAACACCAAAACAAAAGUCUGACACAUCUGUUCCAGAAUUGAGAUUUUUUACCAUUUGAAAAUUGAAAUUGAAUAACAGUUCUGUAGCGUGCGCAUAUGUAGAGCAACCAUGCGUUCCUACAAAACGCUGCGCAGCUUCCGCAAUUGAUAAUUAAGUUUGUAAGCCUGGCCCAUUUUAAUUAAUUAAUUCAGGCUGAAACCAAAUGUCACAUAACUAAAAUAGCCCCGGUCGGGUUAUCUCGUGAAAAGUAAUUUACUUACCAAUUCAAUCCAUAAAGUAAUUGUGAAAAUUAAGUAAUGGGCCAGGCUUAUCUCGUGAAAAGUAAGUAAAGAAACCCUCAGACAUCAUUGAGACCCUGAGAGGGAUCCAAUACUUGUUCUGUUCUGCACUUCAAGUUCCCGAAGAUCUGAUCCGUCUCCACCGAUUCCGUCCUGAUAAAACGAAGGUUUUCUCUGGGUGUGGUGGUCCUUUGAAUCCGUCUCUUGUCGGAUUGUGUCACGUUUUGGGUUAUUGAUGCUUUGAGUCUCAACUUCUUCUACUAUAAUCAUUUGUUUAAUACUACUAUUGAAUUUGUACAGAUGAUUGAUGAUAAAGACUUGGGGUUUAUAGUCAACUUCCUUGGCAUCUUCAUCUUCGCACUGGUAAUUGCUUAUCAUUACGUAGCUGCUGAUCCCAAGUUCGAAGCCACUUGAGUUAUGUACUUUUAGCUGAUAUAAGUCCCUUUUUCUUUACUUUAUAAUAACAGUCUUUGUUGAGAUGAAUAUGUUGUCAAGAUGUUUGUAAGCUGUUUCACAUCUUCAUUUCGUCACCUAUAUUUAGCUGA